UCUGUGCCUGUUUUACUGCUACCUAGAAUCUACUUUAGCCUACUCGGGAAAUGUAUGCCACCCAAUAACAACAAAUUAUUGUCAGUCGAGAAUUACAACUCAUUGCAACACACAAGGAAAGGAUGAAGAAGAAAGACAGGGUGCAAAGAGAGAGAAGCGAGAAGGGAGUCGAAGACAUCACUUCGAAAACAGCAGGACUGAAUUUCCAAGAGAAGUCUCCAGCCCAAAGCAUAGAAGAGUACCAGUGCACUGGUAACCUGGAAGUGGACUUCCAUGAAGUCACAGCUCUUUUGGGUCUGAGUGAAAUCCCCACGGUCACGCCUAGGUCCUCAGCAGCCUUGUCUCCAUCCAUGGAGAAAGGUAUCGGAGAGAGCCAAACUCAUGGUCCUUGGUGUUCUAAGCGGCAGUUACUGGUAGACUUGGAGACUGAGGAUCCACGGAGUGUCAAAGCAGUCAAAGUCUUCGGAUGGAAGGUGGACGAAACCUUGACCAAGGCACUGAACAAGAUUUUACCAUCGCUGAACAAUCUACAGACACUACACUUCUGGCAGGCGGACCUGACCGUGCACACUCUCCUCAACCUGAAGGCCACCCUGCACCUGUGCUACAAUCUCAGGACAGUGGUGUUGGAGGGGAAUCCAAUGGCUGAGCACAGCUACCAUCUCCUAAUGUCUGAGGACAGCAAUAUAGCCCACCUAUCACUGCGCCACAAUCAGAUUGGAGAGGAAGGAGCACGUCUGAUUGGCUCAGCCCUGUCCACCACCCAAUCUGCCAACAAGAACCUUGUGUCUCUCAACCUGGCCUUCAACUCCAUCGGUGAUGCAGGAGCCAAACACAUUGCACAGGGUCUACGCCUCAACCGCUCCUUGCUGUGUCUCUCUCUGGCUAACAACCACAUAGGAGAUGCAGGAGCUGCUCUACUGGCAGAGAUUUUGAGCCCUUUCCCACUGACUCAUGAGGAAGUUGUUGAAAGACGAAAGCUAAAGAUCAGGAGAGACCAGUCACCCUCUCAGGGAGCUGAUCAGGCUCUCUCCAUCCCCAGUAGUUGCUCAGUAGAGCAAAAUGUCAGCAAGUCGGCCAAGACCUCAAGCAAGAAGAAGGAUAAGUCAUCAGCCAGCCAGACAGGGUCGGGCAAGAAGGAGGACCCAAAAAUGGCCAAGAAAACGUCUGACACCAAAGUACAAAGGAACCGACAGAAACCUGAGACCAGAGACAGACAGCCAUCUGCAAUGGAGACAGAGGACAAGAACAACUUGGGGCUAAAUAAGUCCGCUGAUGGUGGAGAGAUUGUGAGCUCCUUGCUGGAUCCAGGUGUGCAGCACAUUGGUGGGAAAAUGAUUAUGCCAGGAAACACGUCCCUCACGUCCCUCAAUCUCACAGGGAAUCGCUUGACAGAGAGGAGUGUGGAGUGCUUCUGUUCUUCCCUGCAGGCCCAGGGUGAUGCAGGAGGCCUCAUGCACCUCUGUCUCAAUAGAAACCGUUUCCCCCUCGACUGCAAGGCCUUCCUGAAGAUCCAGGAGCUAAUGGCCUUCAGAGAUCCUCUCAACAAAAGCUCCACCACUCAGGCCGAGGAGGGACAAGGACCAGCCGAGUAGGGAUUUGAAUUAUAGCUAUUUUAUAUUUUAUCUGAUUUUAUGCACCACAUGUUUGUAACCAUGCACGACAUUCCAUCUCUGUCUUUUCACUGUAGUGACCUCAUAUACCCUUUUAAGAACAUGAGAUCUUAUGAGCCCAAUAAACUUAUAUAUUUCAUA
Molecule: messenger RNA, 1754 nt
Organism: Sardina pilchardus (European sardine)
Lineage: Eukaryota; Metazoa; Chordata; Actinopteri; Clupeiformes; Clupeidae
Gene: lrrc71
Product: leucine rich repeat containing 71
Exons: 18
Coding region: 123-1595 (490 amino acids)
Molecular function (GO): protein binding
Source: RefSeq, a predicted model, not a curated record